GCCCCGUACUUUUUACCAUCUCUGUCUGAGAACUAAACACUCCUCUACCAAAUUUAAAAACACAUCUCCAUCGGCGUUAAUGGCGCUGCCCCAUUCGCGAUUCCCAAUGCCAGCUCACCCCUUCUAGCUUCUUUUCACCCGCUCCCCAAGAUAAACAAGUUUUAUCCUGCUGAUUCAUCUUCUUUCACUCGUUAAACUAUUCCCGUAAACACCUUCGCAUUAAAAAAAACAGUCGUAUAAAUACAAGUGUUCGAUGGAGAUGUUGAGAAAAUCUUUUAAAUCGCCCGGUGAUUCACACGCUCAGCGGCCUCAAUCUGAAGAAGAGCGUCAAAUCUUGUUGGAGCAGCAAGAAAGCACCAUGGCAGCGAAGCAAGGUGUUAGUAGUGGUAAUAAUAAUAAUAAUAAUGAAGUUGUUGUGAAAAUCUCCGGCCAGAGUAGCCCGGAAGCUGAACUGACUUCGAAAGUCUCCGGCCAGUCGCCGGCGAACAAGAUGUGGAGAGACAGUAGCUACGAUUUCACGAACGAUACUUCUAGUGACUUCGACUUCCACACGGAGUCUCCGGCUUCUCAGCCCUCGCCAUUGUCGAGAAUCGUUGAGAGCCCUACUCAUCAGCAAGCUAGGGCUCCAUUCAAUGAGAAUCUUCGGCGGCGGUCCGGGCUAGGCGGUGGUAAUGGUAAUGGUAACGGUAAUAAUUCUGAUGAGGUUGUGACUUGUAGUUCGAAUUCUUCGUUUCGAAGGAAAUCGAGUUUGCUGAGGAUGAAGACGAAGUCGAGGCUGAUGGAUCCGCCGGAGAUGGAUGGGAGGUCUCAGAGAGUGGUGAAGUCUGGUGUAAUUGGGAAAGGAAGUGAGUUGGAUGAGGAUGAUCCGUUUCUUGAAGAUGAUUUGCCUGAGGAGUACAAGAGGAUGAAGUUUAGUAAGUGGAGUGUGCUUCAGUUUUUCAGUUUGAUUUUGAUUAUUGCUGCUUUAGUUUGUAGUCUUACGAUUAAUUUUUUCAAGAAAAAGCACUUGUUUGGGCUUGAGUUGUGGAAAUGGUAUUUGAUGGUGUUGGUUUUGAUAUGUGGGAGGUUGGUUUCAGGGUGGGGGAUUAGGGUGGUUGUGUUUUUUGUGGAGAGGAAUUUCAUGUUGCGGAAAAGGGUUUUGUAUUUUGUGUAUGGGUUGAGGAGUGCGGUUCAGAAUUGUAUUUGGUUGGCGCUGGUUUUGAUUGCUUGGCAGUUAAUUUUUGAUAAGAGAGUUGAGAAGGCGACGGAUAGGAAGGUUUUGCCUUAUGUCACUAGAAUUUGGGUGUGUUUGUUAGUGGGUACUUUGGUGUGGCUUGUGAAGACGCUUCUUGUUAAGGUUCUUGCUUCGUCGUUUCAUGUGAGCACAUUUUUUGAUCGGAUUCAGGAGUCUUUGUUUAAUCAGUAUGUGAUUCAGACGUUGUCAGGGCAGCCAUUAGUUGAGAUCCAACAAGAGAAGGAAGAGGAGGAGAGAGUCAUGGUUGAGGUAGAGAAGUUUCAGAGUGCUGGGGCUUCUAUGCCUGCUGAGCUUAAGGCAACUAUUUUUCCAAAGAGUGGGAAAGUGAUUGGUACUGCUGCAAACACACCCCGGAAGAGCUCUGUAGCUGGGAAGAGUCCUGGUAUUUCGACUAAUUUCAAUAAGAAGGAUGAUGAGGCUAUUACAAUUGAUCACUUGCAUAGACUGAAUCAGAAGAAUAUAUCAGCUUGGAACAUGAAAAGAUUGAUGAAUAUUAUUCGCAAAGGGACACUAUCAACUUUAGAUGAGCAAUUACAGGCCUCGACUGGUGAGGAUGAAUCCGAAGUGCAGAUCACAAAUGAAUAUCAGGCAAAAGUUGCAGCUAAGAAAAUAUUCUCCAAUGUGGCUAAACCGGGCUCCAAGUACAUCCAUGAGGAAGAUUUGAUGCGGUUUAUGCAAGAAGAUGAAGCAUCAAAAACUAUUCGUCUAUUUGAAGGAGCGAGUGAAGGCAAAGGAAUAAGCAGGAGAGCUCUAAAGAAUUGGGUGGUUAAUGCGUUCAGGGAGCGAAGAGCUCUUGCAUUGUCACUCAACGAUACUAAAACGGCAGUAAACAAACUCCAUCAGAUGUUGAACAUCUUUGUAGGAAUCAUGGUGGUGGUUAUUUGGCUUCUUAUACUUAAAGUUGCAACAACCCAUUUCUUUGUCUUUAUCAGCUCCCAGCUUCUUUUGGUUGUCUUUGUGUUUGGAAAUACAUGCAAAACAACAUUUGAGGCAAUCAUCUUCUUAUUUGUGAUGCAUCCUUUUGAUGUCGGUGAUCGUUGUGAAGUGGACGGUGUUCAGAUGGUUGUUGAAGAGAUGAAUAUAUUGACUACAAUAUUUUUGAGGUAUGAUAACCAGAAGAUCAUGUAUCCAAACAGCGUCUUAGCUACCAAACCCAUAAGUAACUUUUACCGAAGUCCAGAUAUGGGAGAUGCUAUUGAUUUUUGUAUCCACAUUUCAACUCCAGUAGAAAAGGUUGCUACAAUGAAAGAAAGGAUCACGAGGUAUAUAGAGAACAGGACCGAUCACUGGUAUCCAGCUCCAUUGAUUGUUCUUCGGGACUUGGAUGACAUGAACAGGCUGAAGAUAUCAAUAUGGCUCUCACACCGAAUGAACUUCCAGGACAUGGGUGAACGGUGGGUAAGGAGAGCCUUACUGGUUGAAGAGAUGAUCAAAGUCUGCAGAGAGCUUGAUAUUGAAUAUCGUAUGCUACCUGUUGAUGUCAAUGUCCGCAAUAUGCCAGCUGUGACCUCCACCAGAGUUCCUUCCAAUUGGUUAGCUUGUGGCAAUUGAUGAAGAUGCAUACAGAUUUAGAAGUAAAACAACAUAUUAUGUACCCCUUUUCCAUGCACCGCCAGCAGAGGCAAAGAAAGGAGGCCUACCAGAUGAGCAAAUAAGGAAACAUCGCGUAAUUGAGAAGUUAUGUUGUUUCAACUGAGAAUGGAUGGUUAAAUGCUGACCUAUAUUUGAAAACUUGUAGUAAAAGAACUAUAAUGUAAAUACAAGGUAGCUGGUAGAAGAGUUGGACACUUAUUUAGUGCUUCCUGUAUGGAACUGGGCAUUCUAGUGUGGCAGCUGCUUAUGGCUCCUCUUGAUCAUAACCAUAAGUGUCGAUCCUCUUGAUGUUCA
Molecule: messenger RNA, 3121 nt
Organism: Daucus carota subsp. sativus
Lineage: Eukaryota; Viridiplantae; Streptophyta; Magnoliopsida; Apiales; Apiaceae
Product: mechanosensitive ion channel protein 6
Exons: 5
Coding region: 254-2785 (843 amino acids)
Biological process (GO): monoatomic anion transport; transmembrane transport
Cellular component (GO): plasma membrane
Molecular function (GO): mechanosensitive monoatomic ion channel activity
Source: RefSeq, a predicted model, not a curated record